UUCGGCAGAAUUCCGGAAGCUGUCACACCGACUGUUUUCUUCUGUGAGCUUACUGAAUAUAAUUAGACUUUUACUAUUGAACGCAGUCGUUUUCGAGCCGCAUGUCGAUUCUCUGAUGCAAUGAACAUUCUGAGGUCUGUUUGCACGUAAACUUAACAGUCGUUCCUGACAAAUAACCAUGGGGAAUGGAAUGAAUAAGGUCAUUGAUGGUCUCUAUCUAGGAAAUAUAAGAGAUUCAGAGAACAGAGACAGUCUGUCCCGCAAUGGCAUCACCCAUAUCCUCUCCGUCUGCAACAAUGCAAAGCCUGUGUUAGAGGAUAUGACCUAUCUGUGCAUUAAUGCAGCUGAUGCCUCCAGUCAAAACUUAUCUCAACACUUCAAAGAAUCCAUACGCUUUAUCCAUGAGUGUCGACUUAAUGGAGGGGCAUGUCUAGUUCAUUGUCUUGCUGGAGUGUCUCGGAGUACCACUGUGGUGGUGGCUUACCUCAUGACAGUCACCAGCUAUGGCUGGCAAGAGUGUCUUACUGCGGUGAAGGCUGUGCGCUCUUUUGUGGGCCCAAACUAUGGCUUCCAGCAGCAGCUGCAGGAGUUUCAGAUGAAACAGGUGUCAGAGUAUCAGGCAUGGUUGCGGGCCAGCUAUAGAUCCAGCCCAUUUAAAGACCAGGAACAGGUUGAAGCUUUACUGAGUCUGUUUGCAGAACAGCAGCAACAAGGACAACAAAAUGAUCCGGAGUGGAUGAGCCAGGGCUCUCGCAUCUAUCCUCUGUCCUACAACCAAUACAGUGCCUCGGGCAGCAACAGGUGAAAGCAGACUUGACCAGGUCUCCGCUGCCCACCAGAUUUACACCCUGAAAGGACUAAAAGAGCAUGUGUGGCAAUUCCCACAUGUGCAGAUCAUUUCAAAAGAGAGAUCAUAGAACACUUUAGAUUACAGUCAUGCUGAUGUGAGCAUUAUGAAAACGGUAAUAGCGAGUUCAUUAACCAUUGAUCACUCAAAGAGUAUUUUUUCCUUUAUAAGUUGUUGGAAUCUGAUAGAGUUAGUCGCCAGCAUUGCUGUAUUUUUAAAAAAACGCAUCCCCCACUGCUCUACCUCCAAAAUGAUAAGGAUGCCUUUAGAUCUUUUAGUUGUCCGACAUUAGAUUGAUAAUAGAUCAGUGCUAAAAUGCUCUAAGCGCAUAAAUUGCUUUAUAAAAUGCAGUAUUUGGACCGCUAAUGUGUAAUUUAUGCUUUGUAUUUCAUAUACUGUAUAUUGUACUGUUGGUCUCUCUUGGCAUAAAACGUGGCAAUAAAGUAAUAAAACAAUUUAAAA
Danio rerio (zebrafish) is the source of this 1309-nucleotide messenger RNA. It is a transcript of the gene dusp22a, whose product is annotated as dual specificity phosphatase 22a. Gene Ontology annotation, cellular component: nucleus; cytoplasm. Gene Ontology annotation, biological process: signal transduction; negative regulation of T cell receptor signaling pathway; cellular response to growth factor stimulus. The record is from RefSeq and is marked provisional. Gene Ontology annotation, molecular function: protein serine/threonine phosphatase activity; protein tyrosine kinase binding; protein tyrosine phosphatase activity. NCBI's taxonomy places the organism in Eukaryota, Metazoa, Chordata, Actinopteri, Cypriniformes, Danionidae.